Kluyveromyces lactis is the source of this 1524-nucleotide messenger RNA. RefSeq names its product Apm2p (gene APM2). Gene Ontology annotation, molecular function: clathrin-cargo adaptor activity. Gene Ontology annotation, biological process: intracellular protein transport; clathrin-dependent endocytosis. The record is from RefSeq and is a predicted model, not a curated record. Lineage: Eukaryota; Fungi; Ascomycota; Saccharomycetes; Saccharomycetales; Saccharomycetaceae. Gene Ontology annotation, cellular component: AP-2 adaptor complex; cytoplasmic vesicle. The transcript has a single exon. Bases 1 to 1524 code for a protein of 507 amino acids.
AUGUCAUCAUGUUUCCUUUUGCUCGAUGAGACGUAUGAACCGCUAAUAAGAAGAGCACUACGACCGAUCCAUUUCCUUGAUGAUGCUAUACUUCAAUUACAGAAUAACCUUAAACAUCAUAAGGGAUGCACAAAACCUAUAUUCGAAGGCAAUGGGUGGCAUUACGCUGUGAUAACUCGUGAUAACCUAUAUUUCGCUAUGAUAAUGCAAGUGAAUAAUAGUGUUUCUCCCAUAAGUGUGUUACAUUACUUAGAUGAAAUCUACCAGUUAUGCAGGAAAUUUAUGGGCAUGAAGCUUAACAAGCUCAAUGUACGAGAUAACUUCCAUUUAAUUUUCGAAGUUAUUGAGGAAUCAUCCGAUUAUGGUAUCAUACAGGUUACAAACUAUAAUAUUAUACAUGAUUUCAUAAAGGUAGAAGUUAUCAAACCCGACGAUGAUUCCGAGAAUACAGCCUCUGAAAAACAUGAGCUGCCACCAGGUGACCAGGAUGAAACAUUCAUAAACAGUUAUAUUCUUCGAACGAUGACAUCUGCUGUCUCAUGGCGUCCUAAGGGUAUCCAUUACGGUAAGAACGAAUUCUUUCUUGAUGUAAUUGAGAAAUUAGAAUUCAUUAUGGAUUUCGAGGAAGGUGUGGUCAGAAAUAAUGUAAUCAACGGAACAAUAAUAUGCCGGAGUUAUUUGUCUGGUAUGCCUCAAUUGAGUAUAGGAUUGAAUAAGUUGAUGCAGAAGAAUGUACACUUCAUGAAACGUUUAAAAUUCCAUGAAUGCGUAGACCUGCAUACCUUAAUCAAGGAAGAAUCUCCAGUUAUUAAGUUUAUUCCACCGGAUGGAGAAUUUGAGCUUUGUAAUUAUAAAUUGAAUAGACCGCUACUUGAUGAACCAGUUAUAAAACUACAGUCAUUCGGGCUAUCCCAAAAACCUAGAAAGAACCAAGAAACCCAGGAUAAGCUAUUGUUGAAAGCUGCCAUAACUACGCAUUUCAAAGCUCAGGAUAGUGCAAAGGAGCUUUUAAUUAAAAUUCCGAUAAAGUCAGUUAUUCGAAAGUGGAAUAUUGACCUCGAAAAGCCGCCCCUGUUUAAAAGCGAUAUAGGAGAUGUUGUGUUCGACAUAACAGCGGGUUCGAUAAUUUGGAAAAUUAACAAUUUGAAGGGUGGUCAUGGAAACAAGAAUUAUGGGCUUAAAUGCAUGUUUGAAAUAUGGGACCGCCAGAUUCAUGAAGCUUUAGAGGUGCAGCUACGAAAUUCCAUGGACCCACCACCUUUAAGGACUGGCCCCAAACUAGAGAGAAUUUGGGAUCAGUACCAUGGAAAAACUACGGAAUAUGAUGGCAAUGAGAACCAAAAAGAAGAUGUAGACAAGUUCGCGUUAAUUGCUAUGUCGUUUGAAAUCCCUUAUUAUGCAGUGAGCGGUUUAAAAGUUGAGUAUUUCAAGAUCGAAGAACCUCAAUUAAACUACCAAUCUUUCCCAUGGGUUAGAUACAAGACAGUCAAUGAUAACGAAUAUAUAUACCAGGUUUCCAUUUAG